Molecule: messenger RNA, 1850 nt
Organism: Plectropomus leopardus (leopard coralgrouper)
Lineage: Eukaryota; Metazoa; Chordata; Actinopteri; Perciformes; Serranidae
Product: ankyrin repeat domain-containing protein 61-like
Molecular function (GO): protein binding
Source: RefSeq, a predicted model, not a curated record
GGAAAAAAAACAAAAAAUCAGUUCCAUAUGUCAGAUGGUGUAAAGAUGCAAAAGUUUAGGGUUUUUGCAUGUGAGAGGAGAGCAGCUAUCUUCUCAUCACAUAAAGUUCAAAAUUGGAAAAACUGAACUUUAUUUGUUGAGUUUUUUUUUAAAGAUGGAUUGGUGAAGAUCUUUAUCGAUCUGUAAGUUUCUCAGCAGCAGGGUGACACCAUGCAGUCCCCAUAAAAGGCCCCGCACCAGCAACAAGUUAUCAGCAGGGACAGGAAGGCCUCACAUCAAACUCAAACUCAUAACUGUCAAACCACUAUGAUGAAAUCAGGCUGAGAGAAAACACAGAAAACGGAUGUAACAUUUAAAUGUUUCCCUCUGUGUGAUGAGAGAAGUACGGCUGCGCAAACAAACCAGAAGAACCAGCUUUGAAGCAGUAUCACACCUCCUGACAGACUGAACACACACAAACACACACACACACACAGCAGGGAGGCUGCGAUGCUUGGCCAUGUCAGAGGAGAGCGGGGAACAUGAGGAAAAGAGUACUAACACCGUCAACUUUCACAACUAUGAAUUCUAUACUGCAAUCAUGGACCAAGACGUGGCACGGAUACAAGACAUGUCCAAAAAGUAUGGGAGCAACUUCCUCUUUGAGAUACAAGGCGGUGCACCGCGAGAAGUCUUCUGGAAGGGGCACCCUAGCCGUCCCCUUCAUCUGGCUGCCUCUUACAGGAGACUGAGGAGCAUGCAAAUCCUGCUGUCUGCAGGGGCAGACCCUGAGCUGAGGGACCAGCUCGGACAAACUGCUCUGCACCUGGUGAUCGCUGGAUGGCCAAGCAUCCUGGCCGCCGAGCAAAAUCCACCUUCAAAGUUCCAAACAGCUGUGAUGGGCAUGCGUCAGCAGGCAGAGGCAUGUCUACAGCUCCUCUGUGAGCGUGGCGUCAAUAUCAAUGCAGAGGUGGAGGGGAGUCGGCAGACAGCUCUCCACCUGUCAAUACGCCACAUGGCUCCUUCUGCUGUCCAAAUCCUGUCUAGUUAUGGCGCUGAUGUUAAUGCUGUGGACAGCAGUGGGAUGACACCACUGCACAUGGCUGCUGGGAUCCUCCAUAAGGACGUGAUGACCAGUCUGAUCCAGGAGGGAGCAGAUAUCAACAUGAGAGUGAGGCACUCUGGAAACACUCCUCUGCACCUGGCUGCCAUGGCGAUGGCGAUGAAGACCUCUAAAACCUUGGAGAACGACAUCAGCUGCAUCUCUGAGCUGCUGGGGCGCGGUGCUGAGGUCGACGCAAUGAACGAAGCCGGACUGACGCCUCUACAGGAGGCGUGCAGCGUUGGUAACGAGAAGCCGGUAGAGCUGUUGCUCAGGUACGGUGCCGACAUCAACAAGCUGAGCGGAGCGGGGGAGAACUGUCUGUUCCUGUUCCUGAACCACAAGCCCAAUGUCAAGAACAGCUCUUUGCUGCUCAAACUGCUCAGCCUCACCUCCCCGCUCACCGUCUACAACCAACAGGGCCUCCUGCCCUCCACUCUAUCGCUGCCUUGUUUCUACCAACAGAGAGAGCAGCUGCUGACACUAACUCAGCAGCCGAGGAGGCUGCAGGAUCUCUGCAAGAGACACAUUUAUCUAAAACACGUCGGAGGAAACGGAGAGGAGCUAAGAAAAGUCCUUCCUGAGAAGCUCUAUGACUUUGUGUUCAACCACUGGGAGGAUUUACACAUUCCCUUUGUGACCGAUUCUGAACAGGACUCUUUUCAUGAUUCAAUAGAUAUGACUCCCAUAUGACACCUGUGUGACAGUACAGACUGAGCAGGACUGUUUGCUGCAGAGAUAACCAAAUAAAAUCAUCAAAUAAAAGCAC